Messenger RNA from Aricia agestis (brown argus), 4133 nucleotides. Its product is annotated as AT-rich interactive domain-containing protein 5B-like. The transcript is spliced from 13 exons. The record is from RefSeq and is a predicted model, not a curated record. Bases 447 to 3428 code for a protein of 993 amino acids. Gene Ontology annotation, molecular function: DNA binding. NCBI's taxonomy places the organism in Eukaryota, Metazoa, Arthropoda, Insecta, Lepidoptera, Lycaenidae.
UCCAUUGAGGCGGUAGUGUUGGUACUCGGUGCGCUCCCCCCGCCGCACCGCCUCACCCCCGCCAUCGCCCUCCGCGCCCCCCGCGCGUGUUUUGACUUAUUUUUGUCAAACGAACGCCAUAUUGUUUUAUUGUAGCCGAUAAUUGGCAUUUCACUAUUUUUCGAACAUAAGCAUUUAGCACCAAAGUUUUAAAAUUUAUUGUAAAUUAAAUUAUUACCCUAAUUAAUUAUCUGUGUCAAUUUAAAUCAGUCAGUGCCGUGUUUAAAAAGAUGUGUGCGUAAUGUGUUUCUAAAAAUAAGUUGCAGAAAUAACUGUUUCCGAAUUUGUUUUUGUGCAUCGCCUAGUGUUUAAAAUUGGAUGCGUUUUGUAUAUUUCGUAUCGAGAUAAAAGAAAUGUGAGUUCUGUGUGACGCGAACGUGGACCGCCUUUGUGUGGAUUACCCUAUUAUGGAGAAACCGUCGUACAAGCUGGUGGGCGCUCCGUGCGGGCAGCACGGCCAGUACACGUUCUACAAGGCGAUCAAGCUGACGGGCCUCCUGGAGCGGAUCGUCGCCAUCGGAGACUUCUUCUUCGUCAAGAUAUGGCAGGACUCCGAGCUCAUCUCCAUAGGCGAGCUGCAGCUGCUGUGGACGGAUCGCGUGUCGGACCAGACGCUGGUGUCGUUGCGGCUGUACUUCCUGCCCGAGAACACGCCCGACGGCCGCGGACAGCACGGCGAGCACGAGGUGCUGGCCAUCAACGACAAGGUGGUGUUGCGCGCGGAGGACCUGCUGAGCUGGGUGUGCGUGGGGCGCGAGUGGCGGUGGGGGCUGCGCGCGGUGUGGCGCGGGGACUGCGCCCCGCCCGCGCCGCCCUCCCCCGCCUCCGCGCCGCCCGCCCCCACCGCGCCGCUGCACCACACCAGGCUCGACUUCAGCGACGUGGAGAAGGAGAAGAGCGCCAUCACGAUAGACGAGGAGGCGCCGGGUGUGGUGGUGUUCUCGUACCCGCGGUACUGCCGGUACCGGGCGCUGGUGGCGCGGCUGGAGGGCAUCCAGGCGCGCUGGCUGCGGGACUCGCUCGUCGCCGCGCUCGGCGGGUACGCCGCGCCCACCAAGAACACACGGAUACUGUAUUGUAAGGACACUUUCGAGUACCCCGAGCUGGAGGGGCACGAGUUCGUGUGCAACCACCUGUCGCCCAAGCUGAAGGGGCGGCCGCGGGGGCGCCGGCGCCGCGCUGCAGACCGCUCGCCCGGCCGCUCGCCCGCGCGCUCCGACUCCAGAUCCAGCGAAUCCGACGGACGACACACGCCAGACAACAAGCAGACGCAUAGACGACUCUCCCUCCGGAACGGGCCAGACAAGGAGAGAGGGCCGGACAAGGAGAGAGGGUCGGACGACGUGACGGUGGAGAACGGGGAGGCGCGGCCGAGCCCUGAGGACGAGGCCUUCAUGUCGCAGCUGAUAGACUUCUACCGCGACAAGAGCGACACGCUCAAGAUCGCGCACACUCUCAAACACAUGUCGCUGCGACUGAUCUACCUGGGCGUGGUGUCGCGCGGCGGGUACGAGGCGGUCUGCCGCGACAAGCUGUGGCGACACCUCUACGCCGACCUCGGCCCGCGCGUACGACGCCUGUACGAGAGAUGUCUCCUCCCCUUCGAGAACCACGAGCGGCGGCUCAGCAAGAAGCACAUGAAGGGGCUGAACGGUAAAGUGGAGGAGAAGGCGGAGCCCAUAGAGGUGGGGGACUCCCCCCUGCGCGACGACAAGCGCCUGCGCACCCCCUCCCCCCACCUCGACAACGAGACGGGGGAAGUCCUGAAGGACGACAUCACGGUCACGUCGAAACCGGCGGAGGAGCUCAACCGCGAGUUCCUGGACUCCCUCCCCGAGCCCGACAAGCCCGCCAAGAUCUCCGUCAAACCGGUAGAGAAGCUGAUAGAACCUGGCCUCAAGAGCGAUGCCUUCGACGCCGAAUACAAGGACAAGGACGACGACAAGCGAGACGGCUACGACGCACACAAAUAUAUCGGCAACUCGGAGGGCGGAGUCGGAGGGGCGUGGCGCGUCCCGCCCGCGCGCGCGCCGCUCGCCGACCUUGGCCCGCUCGCCGCGCUCACCGACAAUCACAACGGACACGCCCAGAAGAGUCGUCCGGCGGGGCGGAGCUCCCUGCGCGCGGUGCGGGUGAAGCCGGCGCGGCCCCCGCCUCACCCCGCGCCGCACCCCGCCCCGCACACCGCCCCCGCCAACACGCAGCCUGCGCCGACGUCAUCCGGCCGGCCGGGCCCCUCCCCGCCCAACAACUUCGGCAUCCACCACCCGCCGCCGCCCGCGCCCCCUGCCCCGCCCGCGCAGCCGCCCGCCCCCGCCCCACCCCACAGCGACGACGACAUCGUCGAGGUCCCCUACAAGCCGAAGAGCCCCGAGAUUAUCGACCUCGACGAGUACCCGGAGAGCCCGCAGGCCGUCAAGCGGCGGAAGCUGGACAUCCUGAAGGAGCGCGGGCUGGAGGUAACGGCCGUGCCGCCGGCGUGGGGCGCCGUGCCGCUGCCGGGGGCGGUGCCGCUGCUGCCCGCGCCGCUACUGCACCCGCUGCUGGCGCCGGCGCAGCUCUACCAGAUGUACAACAUCCUGCCGCCCUCCUACCCCAACGGCGCGCCGGCGCCCAAGGUGAUCCAGGCCGUGAGCGCGUUUGGCACCGCCGGGCCCGAGAAGACCGUGUACGGCAACCCCAAGGACCCGUUCAUGCCGCCGCCGCACGUGCUGGGCUGCGCGCCCGUGCGCCCGCGCCCGCUGUCCCCUCCCGCGCGCGACGUGCUCGACCUCACCUGCCCGCAGCCCGAGCGCGGCGCCCUUGAGAUCGUGCGCGUGCCCUCCGCCCCCUCGCCCGCCGCCCCAGCGCCCCCCGCCGCGCAGAACCUCGCCAAGAACUACACGCUGCUGGACGGCAAGGCCGUGGUCGGCUCCAACCUGGAGAUCACGCUGGUCGACCCCAAGGCGCAGACCCCGCCCAAGCAGCGGCCGCCGCAGAAGCGCAACUCGAACGGCAAGUUCGCGGCCAAGACGCCGACGCCGACGCCGCCGCGCGAGUCCCGCUACACGCCGGCCUCGCCGUCCGGCAAGCGCGCGCCGCCCCCCCCGGUGCGGGACGAGUCGCCCACCGGCUCGACGGGGUCGCGCGACUCCGCCUCGUCGGGCUUUCUCAACGCGUUCAAGGCGCCGGGCGGGGCGGGGGGCGUGGCGGCGCAGGCGGGGCUGGCGCUCGACCCGCUGUACGUGAGCUCGCUGUACGGCGGGCUGGGCGGGCUGGGCGGCGCGCUGGGCGGCGGGCUGGGCGGGCUGGACCAGCGGCAGCUCGCGAUGUACCGCGAGUUCGUGGCGUCGCAGUUCCGCGGCUACUCGGGGCUGCUGAACAUCGGCCCGCCCACCACCAAGAAUUAGUGAGCCUCUAGUCCGUUAGUGGCCGGCCGGCGGCGGCGCUGUCGGCGGCCGUUUAUUUUAUUGUGAUAUGAUAGUCCAAUAGCGAGCGCGCCUCGUUGAUCUCGGAAUUAAUUUUGCGGCAAUUUGGGAGCAAUUUCUUUUUAUUUGUAAAUAUUGUAUAUAAGGUUGAAGCUCCGCGACCGGCUACCGUGCAUCGGGUUUCCUUGCGAUUCUUAUAAUUAUCUUUAUUUCAUAAAAUAAGAGUUUUUCUCUUAUUUUAUGAAAGUUUGAUUAUUUUGACAAAAAAUUAAAUUAUAUAUUGAUUGUAUCAAUGUAAAUAAAGUGAGCGCGGCGUAGGCUAGGGAUUGCCUAAUAGUUGUAGAUAGGAAUCGUUUAAAUAAUUGUAAACUGCCACCGUCAUAAGACAAAAUAUAUAAUUAAAGAUCGAUACAUGCACUAGGUAUGUAGCCCAGGGAAUAUUUUGCUUGUGAACUGAAUGGUUGUGUUGCGAGCAGUCACUAGUGUAGGGCAGCGCGGGGCCGGUCGAGGGCCGGUCGCGGACGGCGGUUAGUUGAAUUCCUAGUUAAUAAUAAUUAGCGGUGAACGUUGCGUAGGUUUAAUGUUUUUUAAUUCGCGAGUUGUAAAUAGUUGUCCCGCCCCGGGCCCCCGGCCCGGCGGCGAUGAUGUUUUCUGAACGCUGUCAAAAUAAACAAUUUCAAAACUUUA